CGCUCCGCGCGCCGGUUCCGGUCUCGAGGCGGCUGCGGGUGUGCUGUGGCCUCAGCGCGCCGUGGUGGUCGGGAGCGUCAUGGCUGCUGCCGCGUGGAUGCCUGCGGUUUCUCGACUGCUAGGUGCUUUCAAAAACCAAAAACAGGUGACCAGAAGUUUUGGUAAUGCUGUACAAACAGUAACUUUAAUCCCAGGAGAUGGCAUAGGACCCGAAAUUUCAGCCGCUGUCAUGAAGAUCUUUGAUGCUGCAAAAGCUCCUAUUCAGUGGGAAGAAAGGAAUGUUACAGCUAUCCAAGGACCAGGAGGGAAGUGGAUGAUACCUCCAGAUGCCAAAGAAUCCAUGGAUAAAAACAAAAUGGGAUUAAAAGGGCCUUUAAAGACCCCGAUUGCUGCAGGGCACCCAUCAAUGAACCUGCUUCUGCGUAAAACCUUUGACCUUUAUGCAAAUGUACGUCCCUGUGUCUCAAUUGAAGGGUACAAAACCCCAUAUACAGACGUGAACAUUGUCACAAUUCGAGAGAACACGGAAGGCGAAUACAGUGGAAUUGAGCAUGUGAUUGUUGAAGGUGUUGUGCAAAGUAUCAAGCUGAUCACAGAAGAAGCUAGCAAGCGUAUUGCAGAAUUUGCUUUUGAGUAUGCCAGAAAUAAUCAGAGAAGCCAUGUUACUGCUGUGCACAAGGCAAAUAUUAUGAGAAUGUCUGAUGGACUUUUCUUGAGAAAAUGCAGGGAGGCAGCAGAAAACUGUAAAGAUAUUAAAUUUAAUGAAAUGUAUCUGGAUACUGUGUGUCUGAAUAUGGUUCAAGAUCCAUCACAAUUUGAUGUGCUUGUUAUGCCAAACUUGUACGGUGACAUCCUCAGUGACUUAUGUGCUGGACUGAUCGGUGGUCUUGGAGUAACACCUAGUGGAAAUAUUGGUGCUAAUGGAGUUGCAAUUUUUGAAUCGGUUCACGGAACAGCACCAGACAUUGCAGGAAAAGACUUGGCAAAUCCAACUGCCCUUCUUCUGAGUGCUGUAAUGAUGUUGCGUCACAUGGGACUACACAAACAUGCUACAAAAAUUGAGACAGCUUGCUUUGAUACAAUUAAAGAUGGAAAGGUCUUGACAAAAGACUUGGGAGGCAGCGCCAAGUGUUCAGAAUUCACAGAGGAGAUCUGCCGCAGAGUACGGGACACAGACUAAACUUUUCUCCUCCUCCUAAUAAUAACUCCAAAAGGACACAUCACAAAAUACAUUACAUGUAACCUGAUAUCCAUAUGCAUAUAGUUUGCUUGUCUCUUAAGAGAGCAAACUUUUUAGUUAAGGCCUCUCCAUUAAUAAAUUUAGUCCAGAUGGCUACAAAUGAUGCUUGUGCCUGCUUUCAGUGGACUUUUCUAAGUGCUUUGUCUUAUUUAUUCCUUUUUUCUAUCUGGUGAACAUUUUUAUGUAAGCAAAUUCUUUUAUUGCCAUUGUAACUGUCUAUCAUUUUCCAUUUCAACUGAAGGUUUUACUUUCCACAAAUUAAAAAUACACAAAUAAGUCAGUACAGAAUUAGUGAAAUGUAAAAGCACCUUAAUGGUUAAAACCUACUUUAUUGAUCUUACUGAAAUUUAAAAGAUAGGUUUUCAGCUUAACAGCACAAGAUGACCUUCAUAAACAGAAACGGGUAUAAAAUAACUUAAAAUAGCAAUUUCAUGCUAAAAGCAGUGAAAAAACUACUUCAGAUAAUGUGUUGAUUCAUGAAAUACAGCUUUGCCCUUCAAAAGUGUGAAUAAAGAAAUACAAAAUUCUAGAGAUGUAAUCUAUUUUUCAAAAGCUCACAACAAUUUACCAGCAAGGAGUGAGAAUUAAUGUUGAAAUGAAAUUAUUUUUCAAAUCUAUAUACCAACCUAAUCCUUACAAGUCUUAUUCUCUGAAACACACUCUACAACGGAGUUCUAAUGAGCGUAAAUGGUACAAAAUUACUUCUCCCAUAUAUCGUGAGGGGAAAGUAUUAACUUCGCAAAUCUAUACAAAAUAUUUCAUGACUUCUGCUAGAAUGCUUUUUGUGUUGUACUUCUAUGCAUAGUCUGUUCAGUGUGUUUACUGUAUUGACUAGUAAUUUUAUUCUAGAAAUUCUGAAUGUAAGGGACUAGUCCUAAAGGGAUUAAGACAUUGUAGGUUUGGCUCUGGUGCCUAUGUUCCAGAAAUACAUUUCAUCCCUAUUCAAGGGGAUCUGAGACAAUUUUUUUCCCUGCUUACUAAGCUUAAUGGGCAGAAAAGCAACCCUUUUCUCUCCCUUUUUCCUCAUAUACAAGCUUUUCUGAUCUGCGUGUUUUAAGGUGUGCUUCCAUUAGUACACCAUACAAGAAAAUAUGUAUUUUAUGACUAUAGCACAGAUUUAUCCCUACUGCCAGAAUCAGGCUUCUUAAAGCUUAAUUCUAUUAAUAGAUAUUACUCCACUUAGUUAAUUUCUAUUAAGACUCUUUAAGCUGGUUGUUUCAGAAAUUAAAUUGAUUUUGAGUAACAACCUCAGUAAGUAAGCAUCCCAGCUUGCUUUGUACAGUCUUAACAACACGGUGGAGGAGGGACAAUGAGCUUUAUUCCUUGUGCAUUCUGCUUUUGGUGACAGGAAACAUUUCUUCUGGUGUUUUACAAACUGCUGCUUUCUUGUUUCCUUUAGAUUAAUAUUGUUAAAGAAGUUCUGAAUUACCAUUGCGCACAAAAUGGGGAAAAAUAAACUUUUCCAAGUUC
Molecule: messenger RNA, 2710 nt
Organism: Colius striatus (speckled mousebird)
Lineage: Eukaryota; Metazoa; Chordata; Aves; Coliiformes; Coliidae
Gene: IDH3A
Product: isocitrate dehydrogenase (NAD(+)) 3 catalytic subunit alpha
Exons: 11
Coding region: 80-1180 (366 amino acids)
Biological process (GO): tricarboxylic acid cycle; isocitrate metabolic process
Cellular component (GO): mitochondrion
Molecular function (GO): magnesium ion binding; NAD binding; isocitrate dehydrogenase (NAD+) activity
Source: RefSeq, a predicted model, not a curated record